AUGGUGCAGCUGUCUCCUUCCCCUACCCUGGAUGUCAGCCCUCCACCGGAGCGCUCAGAAGUGGGGGAGGAAAGACAGGACCAGAUGACGGAUGGCAGCCCAAAGGUGGGCUCGCCCGGUGGUCUGAGCAUCCUGCAGCUCAGCCUGGAGGCCUCCACGGCCUACCAUGGCUACGAAACCUACAUAGAAGAUGGUCUCAUCUGCCUCAAACACAAAGUCCGCAACUUGGAGAAGAAGAAGCUGAAACUGAAAGACUACAAGAGGAGGCUGAGCCAGGGCGAGGCCCUGAACAAGGAUCAGAUGGCAGCUGUGGAGAAGUACGAGGAGGUGGUGCAUAACCUGGCAUUCGCACAGGAGCUGCACAAAACCCUGGACGGCUUGACCCAGAAUUUGCUGAGAGCUCACAAGAAGGCAGUGAAGAAGGAACAGGUGGCGAAGGUGGAGGCGGAGAGGAGGCGUCUGAGCACUGUGCUGCAGGUCCAGCACCUCCUCCACAGCCUACAGCAGGAGCACGUGAGGAGAGACCUGCUAGCUGGCCAGAACCAGGCACCUCACAUCCCAGCCCAGCGGCUGCAUAGCCUGAGUCAGCUCGCCGCCCUGCUGGGAGUCCAGAGGGAUAGCAGACUGAGUUUAGAGGAACAGAUGGAGCAGGCGGCUCUGGUCUACUUGGACCUGUUGGAGGGGAAGGACAAGCCAGUGGCUGGAUCCACAUUUAAGCUGUUGAAAGAGGAGCUCACCAGGCUGUCGAACCACAAGUACUUCAGUUGUCUUCCGCCUCCACCCAACAAGUGUCCUGAGCCGGUCCUGAGAUCGACCAGCCACAGCAACACUUCAAAGUCAAAACCAAAUGAGGUUUCUAAGGAGUUUUUCAACAGACUGUACCAGACUGACAUGGCGACUCCUCCCACUCAGAGCUGGAAGGAGGACUUCCAUGCGAUGAGGGAGCGGGAGCCUCCUGACUGCUGGGACACGGAGCUCUCAGACGGGGUCAUCUCGCCCAAAGCGCCGGUCCACAAGCCGUGGAGAGGGGCUGCCACUUUCAUCCCCAAAGUCCCAGUCAUGAAGAAACAGUCUGCUCAAUGCAAACAGAGAAAAGAGAGGCGAGCCAAAGGAGUGCAACAUGCCAAAUCGGUAGUUCACAUGGAAAUGCCUGUGGAGGUUUUCAACUCUCCAUCUGCCUUGCCCAAAGACCCCAUCCUGAGGAAGCAGCACCUAGAGGACCUGAUGACAAAGAUCCAUGGCUCCUUCACUUUCAUGCAGGACUCUCUUCUGGAUGUAGAGAUCUCCCCCACCCAUGACCUCCCCAGACGGAAGAGACGGCCAUCUGGAUCUCCCUCUCCACUGGCUCACGGAGACUUGAGCAGCCAAAGUGAUGUCCUUCCCAAAGCGAUGCAUUCCACCCCACUGCCUGCCAGGCUUAUGGAGCGCAAAGCCAGUCUAACAAAUGGGGAUCAGUGCCUGGAAACCUGUGACCUGGAACUUUCCCCGAAGGACCUACCUCAUGAGCCAGUGCAGUUGGCUGAAAGAAAGAAGUUUCCUUCACCACCACUUUACCGCAGGGAGUCGACCAUCUCUGUCAAUCUGGAGGAGAAGAGCCGUCCUCAUACGCCGGUAGCUCAGUCACGGGAGCAGUCCCCCUGCAAUGGGGUGGCAACAUGCACUUCCACCUCCUGUCAGGGACAAACUUUCACUACACCUCCCUCUAGGCGGACUCUGACGUCUACACAGUUUCAAAACAUCCAAUCAGUCUUCAAGGUGAAAGCCUCCUUACCUCAGAAUGGGGAACUUGAUUACAAACCAGAUUCAGCAGUUUUCCCCGAGCCCAGGUACAGCACUGCCAGUACCCAAACACCACCCGAGUUUGCUCCCUCAGAAGACGAACCACAGCCGGUGUACCAGUCAGAUUAUACAGCUGGUAGUGGUGGACAGAUCUUCCCGUCCCCGGGCCAGUCGGGUGGAAGCGUGAGUCGACCCGACCAGUCAUACUACACCAGAGGAUCCGUGAGAGGUAUGGCACGUGGCGGCAAGGGACUGGCACAAACCUUUCGCUCUUCUGGUUGGCAUCGAGGAGGAUCCUACAUCCCCCAGACUCAUUUCAGGGACUCUGGCCCUCUCCUCUAUGCUGCUAGAGACUCUGGAUACCAACAUAGCUAUAGACGUGGAGGAGGGAGGCAUAGCUCCAGUGCGUGGAGUGACUCUUCGCAGGUGAGCAGCCCAGACCGGGAAGGAGCCUUUACAAUUGUGGACUCGGGUCAUGGGGAUUCGUUGUCAGUCUCCACUGUAGAGGUCCCUCUCACUCCCCAUGGGCACCAUCACACCGCCCUGCUUCCCAUGCAACUCUACCCACUCUCCCAGCCACUGCGAGUGGCGUUCACUGCCUCGCGCACCGCUAACUUUGCGCCGGGCAACCUGGACCAGCCCAUCGUGUUUGACCAGCUUCACAGCAACUUGGGGGAGAUGUACGACACCCACAUCGGCCGCUUCACCUGCCCCAUCAAUGGAACCUACGUCUUCAUCUUCCACAUCCUGAAGCUCGCCAUCAAUGUGCCGCUCUACAUUAACCUCAUGCGCAACGAGGAGGUGAUGGUGUCUGCGUACGCCAACGAUGGAGCCCCAGAUCACGAGACGGCCAGCAACCACGCCAUCCUGCCUCUGUUCCAAGGAGACCAGGUGUGGCUCCGGUUGCAUCGUGGUGCUAUCUAUGGCAGCACCUGGAAGUACAGUACCUUCUCUGGCUUCCUGCUGUAUCAGGAUUGA
This is a messenger RNA of Chelmon rostratus (copperband butterflyfish), 2757 nucleotides long. It is a transcript of the gene caprin2, whose product is annotated as caprin family member 2. Bases 1 to 2757 code for a protein of 918 amino acids. Gene Ontology annotation, biological process: positive regulation of canonical Wnt signaling pathway. The record is from RefSeq and is a predicted model, not a curated record. Gene Ontology annotation, cellular component: cytoplasm. Lineage: Eukaryota; Metazoa; Chordata; Actinopteri; Chaetodontiformes; Chaetodontidae. Gene Ontology annotation, molecular function: signaling receptor binding. The transcript is spliced from 20 exons.